GGGCUGGGUUUGGGAGGGUUUGGGGGGGAGUCGGUGCGACAGUCGGACAGCUCCGCCUCAGCCAGUGCUCAGCAGUAUAAAGCGCAGCGCUCACAGUCGCACUCUCAUCAUUAACCAACAUCAACGAAAUGGUCAGCCGUGGAGCUGCAGCAAAAUGCUGGAUGGACACCUUGUUCUGGGAUGGCUAUCAGUUGCCCUAGUAGCCCUCCACUGCCUCGGGCCGGCGGCUGCUAACUUCGGAAUUCCAGCCCUCAUGUCUCUACGUUCCCACACCAGACUGACUUCGGAGGGGCAGAGCAAUGGCAAGAGUCUGCACCCACCUCGGUCUAAAGAAGAGGCACCCAGACAUAGACGAUACACCCGAACGCUGACAGGGAAUGAACCAUUGACCAUCCUCCCUCUGACCUCAGAAACGGAGGAAGCUGCAGUGAAGGCCCAUUACAAAAUCUGUGACCGGCUUAAGCUUGAGCGGAAGCAACGUAGGAUGUGCCGACGAGACCCGGGGGUGGCCGAGACCCUUAUAGAGGCCAUCAGCAUGAGUGCACAGGAGUGCGAGUACCAGUUUCACUUUGAGCGCUGGAACUGCACCCUGGAAGGACGAUACCGAGCCAGUUUACUGAAGAGAGGUUUUAAGGAAACAGCAUUCCUUUACGCCAUCUCCUCAGCAGGACUGACCCAUGCAAUGGCCAAGGCAUGCAGCGCAGGUCGCAUGGAACGCUGCACAUGUGACGAAGCUCCAGACCUGGAGAACAGAGAGGCCUGGCAGUGGGGGGGUUGUGGGGACAACCUGAAGUACAGCAACAAAUUUGUUAAGGAGUUUCUGGCUAAUAAGUCCAACAAGGAUCUGCGGGCAAGAGUGGACUUACACAAUACCAACGUGGGGAUUAAGGUUAUUAAAGCUGGAGUUAAGACGACGUGCAAGUGUCACGGAGUCUCUGGAUCUUGUACAGUGCGCACAUGUUGGAGACAAUUGUCGCCUUUUCACGAAAUUGGGAAACAACUGAAGCAAAAAUACGAGACUUCACUAAAAGUAGGAAGCACUACUAAUGAAGCAACUGGAGAAGGGGACAUUUCUCCACCCAAAAAGCCAGUUGCUGGCCACAGCGACCAAAUUCCAAGGACUACAGAUUUAAUAUACAUCGACGAUUCACCAAGUUUUUGUCGGAUGAGCAAAUAUUCUCCUGGCACUUCCGGAAGGAGAUGUUACAAAGAUAAAAACUGUGAAAGCAUUUGCUGUGGACGGGGACAUAACACUCAGAGUAAUGUAGUUACAAGACCUUGCCAGUGUCAGGUUCGAUGGUGCUGCUAUGUGGAGUGUAAAGAGUGCACACAAAAGGAGGAGGUGUAUACAUGUAAAGAUUAGCCAACAGUUAUAGGAUUGGAGGUCACCAUAGGAGGAAACCAUCACAGCAUAUGGAAUCAAAGCAAGGUCUGAUUGACUAUGGGAUCUAAAGCUAUAUAUUAAGACAUAAGCACUUUGUAGGGUACAGAUAACCCAACUGUGUUGCUGUUUUUAGGCGUGUUUCACUGGGUUGUACACCCAUUUUAUAAUCUCUUAUUUGCUCUGUGUCUAUGAGUAUAACCAACUUAUAGUGAGCAGGGCUAGAACAAACCUGUAACUGUUGUAAGGGCUGAUCCAAUCCAUAGCCAAUCACAGUAGUAGAAUGUUCACAAUACAAAGAUAAGAGCUGAAUGCAAUAGGAACAGCAACUAAAUGUUUCAAACAUGCUUCUAUAUGAGACAAAGUUCAUACAUUCAACUGGCUUUUUUGGCCAAGCUGGAACAUUUCAGUGGUAUAAUUAAGUGCACAGGUAGAGAUCCAUAAUAUGGUGGUCAUCUUCUGGUCAUCAUAGGUCAUCCUAUAAAGAUGACACUAUGUGGGCACCUGGAUCUUGGCCUGGACACUAAUUCACUUGGUGAUGGAAACUCCAGCAAGUGGGAGAGCAAGGGAAACCAUAGCUUUCUUCUGUUCUUUUCUGCAAUCUUCCAGUAAGUUUUGUGGGAGAAUAUGUCUACAUAAUGCAAAUAGUAAUGGAAAACCAAAUUACCAUAAUGGCCUUGUACGAAGAGAAUGCUCAUACUGAUUUGUUCUGAACGGCAAGGGCUAAAUCAUAUCCUUUUGUUGACGAGCAAAGACCAACUUUAGAGAGUCUGUUGUCUUUAGAAUAUGCAAAUGGAACCUUCAGAGGCCUUUUUAGCACUAUCACUGUCUUAAAAAAAACCACUAGAAAAUUUUAUUUUCAUUGUAUAAAUAUAUAAAUAUAUAGACGUAUAUAUUUUGAUUUUUUUCUUUUAUUAAAACUAACCCUGUGGAGGUUACCUAAACACCUUUGUUUUCAAGAGUACUAUCUCAAUGACCUAGACCAGAAUGAUGUAUAUUCCUGAUGCUUAUUUUAUAGAAAAUGUAAAUUAAAAA
Messenger RNA from Xenopus laevis (African clawed frog), 2416 nucleotides. RefSeq names its product wingless-type MMTV integration site family member 9A S homeolog (gene wnt9a.S). The transcript is spliced from 5 exons. NCBI's taxonomy places the organism in Eukaryota, Metazoa, Chordata, Amphibia, Anura, Pipidae. The record is from RefSeq and is a predicted model, not a curated record. Gene Ontology annotation, biological process: canonical Wnt signaling pathway; Wnt signaling pathway; cell fate commitment. Bases 155 to 1363 code for a protein of 402 amino acids. Gene Ontology annotation, molecular function: signaling receptor binding; frizzled binding; cytokine activity. Gene Ontology annotation, cellular component: extracellular region.